AACUGGCGCGCGCGCACGCACGCACAUUCACCCGCUCAUCAAUUAUGUGGCCGUGCCGACGGCGGAGGAUAAUAGUGGUAGACCCGAAAUACCUAUCGUCGUCGUUGCCGUUUGCCGCCGCCGUACCGAUGUUUAUUGUGUUUACGCGAAAAUAAUGUUAUGUUAUCGGUGCCAGUCGUCGCCGUGUUAUUAUUAAUUGUCGAUUGUGUUUAUUUGUGCGUCGCGCGUCCUGAUCAAUUACAAUUAUUAUUAUGUAACGGAAUCGGACCGCCGGACCCUACUGGCGUUGUGCGAAACGAAGCCAAACAAAAUAUGUUGCAUACUUAGGUAUACGAUUUAUCUUUAAUCGAAAUGGUUUACUCUCACAACCACAUACGUCUAAUGUAGAGCUAAAUACUUUAUUGCAUAUAAGCAUGUUGUACAAUGAUAACUUGGUAUCAACGGCAAGAAUUUGAUCGAGCUCAAACAGUAUGCUCAUUUUGUAGGUGGAUAAAACGUGAUUGAAUGUAUGGUGUGUGCUGCAGACUGGAAGGCACCGUGGAUUCUAUACCACAGGGCCUAUUAGACGGCCGCCCUGCCAGUUCUCUGGUUCUCACUCACCAUCAGUAUCAGCAAUUACAGCAUAUUCAAGCACAACAAGAACAAGCUGCUGCUGGAGGGCAAUUGACAUUGACGUUACAUCAUCAAACUUCGGGUGCAGGAGCUAAUGGAGUACUGUCGGGAACUCCACAUUUAGUUCUAGCAACUUCUCAAGGACAAGGAAUAUCAACUUUUCCUCAGGGAACUACUCAACAAGCAGCUACAUUACAUCAACAUACUAGUAUUCAACAAGUGUUGCAUCAACAUGUUCAACAUUCAAAUUUUCUUCAUUCAACAAGUAUACGGCAGAUGGGUGCCCAACAGCACACAACUGGCACAAUGGUUCAACAACAACAGGCUACAGCAAUAUUGGAUACUACCAAUACAAAAUGUAUACCAUCCUCACCUGGAUCACCAUUCUCUUCUCGAUCCCUUACGCCUUCCCCUCAACAAAGGGUUAUCACGUCCCAACCUCAAGUCAUUCAUCAGGUGAUGAGUGCUAAUGGCGGUGUUUUGCAGUUUAUACAACCGAAUAGUCGGAACAAUGUAAAUAAUAUACAGGUAAAAAGUAAACCGCCGCCCCAAAUUUUACCCAAACCUAUAGGUAGCAAUAAUGUACAGAAUCAUGCUAGUAUUAAUAGCAUCAAGUCACAUCAAUCACAUCAUUCUACUUCAAUACAUAGUCAACAACAAGGUGCUUUUUUAAUAAAUCAAAUUAUGCCAACUGCCGGUGUUAUAGUUGGACCUCAAACCGCUGGUGGUCUUCAACUUUUUCUUCGUUCUCCUAACACUCAACAGAACAACACCCAACAAGCUCAAAUACCUUGUAAUGGCACUCAAAUAUUACUUCAACAACCUAGGCAGCAGUCAAAUCAGGUCGUUCGAUUGGUUAGUGGUCAGAGUGUUCAAUUACAACAAAUUCAAACUUGCUCUGGUCCAGCAUUAGUAGCGUUACCUGCAACUACUCCUCCUUCUAAUAUUACCCCUCCGUUAUCAAAUAACCGGUCAAUGAAUAUGAAGAAGAAGAAACCAAAAAUUCAAUCAAAACCGCAUGAUGAUGAACCACAUCGAUUAGAUCUAGCUAAUCUUAUUAAACUCUCAGGUAUUGAUGAAGAAGAAUCUAAUACCCCGUUAAUUCAACAAUCUCAAAUCAAUCAAACCAACAGGGUUCAACAAGCUCCAACACCACCGCCUAAUCAUCAACAACACGCUGCUCCGUUGUUAGCUCAGUUGCAUACUCCUACUUCAACAUCUCAGAGUGGCUUUCGUUUGUCUUUGGGAGAAGACGGUCGUAUGAUUGUACAUCAACCACAGAUUACCACCAAUACGUUGACACAGAGUGUUUCUGCAAGUGUUGCGGCUGCAGCUCAAACCCAACUGGCUCAGUUAGUUGCCGACCACGGUGGUCAUAUACUCCAAAAUGCUGUGUUGAGUGUUGCUGGUGCUGAAUCACUGCUGCUUAAGGGCGGAAACACUAUGUUACCUGCACAACCUCAAAACGGUUCUGGCAUGCGUAUUUUAGCUGAUGUUUCGGGUCGCUUACAAAUUGUUACUGUGCUUGAACCUCAAUCGCUGCAACAAAAUAUUAUCAACGGCCAACAUUUAAUGUUCCCUACAGCCGGUACUCCUGUUAGUGUUGAUAAUCGUCAUAAUCAUCAGCAGUUUGUUAUGUCGACACCAGUUGAAGACCAACAGAAUAAAGUAAUGCAACAAAAUAAUAGUAUCAGAGUAAUGCAUAGCAGUAGUACUAUGGUAUCAAGUUUAGACCACCAGCAGAGUAGUAGCAUUCAGCUUGUUUCCAACAUGUUGGACAGCAGGGUGCUAGUCGCUAACAAUGAUACAACAUCUAAUAAUGAUAUACUGUAUAACGAGGAACAAAAUCGAUUACAAAUAGUGACCAAUUCAUCUUCGGUAAAUAAAAAUGUAGAAUCACAUAAUCAGCAGCCUCCUGUGAUCCAUACGUCUGAACGAGUCAUGCAGACUUCCAUAUCGAGAUCUAAAACUGUGCCGAUAUCUACUCAUAGUCCUAGAAGUAUACAAUCUGUGAUAAGUCCUCAGUGCAGCCCAGCUAUGUCGCACAGUUCUAGAAGUGCCUCGAAAAGUCCGGCUUCUUAUAACUCUCCUAUACCUUCACCAAAUGUUACACAAUCAUUUACGCCCAUGUUGCCGAAUCGGCCUAAUUUAACAAUAGUUACUUCACCUCAGCAAACGCAGACACAGUUUUCUAAACCGUGUGCAGCUGUAAUAUCUCAAUCAAACGAAAACCCUAUGGGAUUAUCUAAUUACCAGUCAUCGAUUAUAAAUAAAGUGACUAACAAGACUCCGGUAGUGGCAACGUCAAAAAUAUUUCGACCAAACAGUCCUAAGGCAUCUGUUCCACUCGAAGUUCAGUCUCAGAAUGCAUUUUUAGAUAGUAUAGCACAAUCACACCCAAAUAUUUUAAUAAAUAAAACAAUGGUUGUACCGCCGUGUGCUAAUAAAGCUCCGAUUAAACCAAGGAAAGUAAAACGAGCUGCUGUAGUCAAGCCAAUGGUGUUUCAAUGCGAUGAAAAAGAAAAAGAGCAUAAUGAUACACCGGUACCACUUAACUCCCCAGAGAGUAAUAUUUCCAAUCAGAGGGUAAAAACCAUUCAACUUACACCUCAAAAACAACAACUACUUAAAUUAGUACAAAAUCAAAUAUCAGUGUUAAGUGCUAAAAAAGUACGCACAAAUAACGAGCAGACGGCUCUACAAAAGUUGUUUAAUGAGCAACAAAAAAUUUUACAAAGUGGUAAAAUUGUUCCUACUAUAUCUGGACAAAAUUCUCAAGGAAUUACUUAUGUAUCCACUCCGGUAAGGUUGGUACCUCCCCCUUGUGCUAUGACGUCUAGUCCGCCUCAUACUAUAUCUCCGCCACUUACUGUGCAAUCUUCAACUGUUGCGUCUCCUCAAACUAGCAAUAAAGCAACAUCUCCUCUUCAUGUACAGGUGGGAACUCAAACAUCAUGUGAACCAUCUCCGACUCCACCUGCAUUCAGUGCUGCUAAACGAAUACAAUUAAUUUCUGAAAGAUUAGAAGCAGAUCAACUGGGAGCUACCAAUCCAGAUGUUACUACACCAUUCAGUUCAAGAAGUGAUGCUGUUAAACGACUGGCACGUUACCAUUGUUUAAAUGAUAAAGUGUUAUCGGAACGAGAUUUAGAAAAAGCAGAUGAAAUAUUCGAAUCGACUGCUAAACACUUACUAGACAAAAAAACAUCAUUGUUUAACAAAUACCGUAAUCUCUUGUUAAAAGAAAGCAUGAAAGAAGUUCAGCCCGCUGAACUUGUUAUGUUGGAGCGAAUGGUUUGUGCCGAUGCGUCGGCUCAGUUGCAACAAUUAAAGCAGCAGAACUCAACAUCGCCUUGUUCAACUAGUACAUCAACAAAUUGUGCUGAUGAGCAAACGUCCAAAAAACGUGAACAUCCACCUGACGAUGAUCAAGCGGUGUCGGAACAUAGUAAACGACAUUGUCCCGAUGACGAGGAAAUAAAUGCACAAGUGCAAAACGCCAUAGACAGUAUUUUAAAUUUGCAACGCAGCGACCCGGCAACGGACGAGGCGGUGCGCAGCAUUUUGCCGUCCUAGCACACUGGUCAUAGGAAAUGUUUGACCACAGCAUGAACAUAUUUAAUGGUUCCUCAGUGUACGGAUUUCCUAAACGCGCGAGUAUGGUAACAUUUGACUGUGUUAAUAUUAAUAUUAUUUAUUUAUUUAUUUUACUUUAUUAUUUUUUUUUUUUUAUACUUUCGAUAAAAGUACCUUACAUUUAAAUAAAAGAAUAUUUAAGAUAAAAACAGUAAUUUAUAUAAGAUGUAAGAUAGUGUUUUAAUUUAUGUAGGGAUGGGCCUUAUUCAAAUAGACAAAUCAACAUAUAAAAUCGAAUAUUCCCUUGACUAAAAAAAUUGCAUUGUUGUCAAUUGAUGAUUGUAUUUUGACAUCCUUGUAGUGAUGAAAUAGUCUUCAUUUUAUUUGCUAACAACUAUCUAGUCUAGUCAUUUUUAUACAUCACACGACCACAAUAAAAUAGUACAGUUCUCUAUAUUAAAAAUAUUUUGGUUCUUUAUUAAUACACAAAUUUAGACCUGUUGUAACUAACCAGACUAAUUUUGUGUAAGAUAGUUUUUGUAUUCACUAAAUGCUGUAUGGUGGUAAAAUGAAUUCUUGCACGUACUGUACUUACUUCACUUUGACUUAAAGAAAAGCGUCGACGAAUUUCUUGAGAAAUUGUUAUUUAAGUAGCUAUAUGGUAUAUUUAGAAAUUUUAAAACUCUUAAAUAAUUGCAGUUACACAAACAAAAAUAUUUGUGUGCGUGGUGUCCAUAUAUAUUUACAAAUUUAUAUAUAUUUUGUAACUAUAACUUUAUGUCAAACAUAUAAUUUGUAGUAGUUCCUAGGUAUUUUGGCAUUUAAAAAAAUUAAUCGUAAUAAAAUUAUUGUUAUAAAAAAAAUGUGAAUUACAUUUCUUUCCUAGUCUCACAAUUAUUAGUUUAAGGAACAACAGGAAUUUGUCCCUACGAAUUACUAUUCAGUGAUUAUUAAAUAUUUUUUUUUGUUUAAUGUUAAUUACAGUUUAUUGUGACAUGUUAUUAAUUACAAUUUGUCAGCAAAAAAGAAUUAGUAAUUUGUUUUCAUUAGUUCGACCAAUUUAGUUAGGUAAUCUUAAUUCUUGACACGUAACUGAAAGAUUGUGGUAAAAAUAUUGUAAAAAUUUAAUGACUUCAAAAAUUAACUUCAUAAUAGUAUAAAACUGCUGUGCUUUAAAAAAUUAUAGAAGACUAUUUUUAACUAAACUUCUUUUCGAUACUAAUUAUGGUUACAAAUUAUAUUUAUCAAGAUAUAUUGUAAAUUUGCAUUUAAUUAUUUUUUUAGCCACCUUGGAGAAUAUUCGAUUUUAUGUAUUGUAAUUUUUGAUCUUCUAAGAUAAAGUCUAAUAUCUCAAGAGGUUCUUACUAUUACUUUAUAUUUUUUAGUGACCGAUAUUAAAAUGUAUCAAAAACUUGAUAAUUUCACUUACAUAUUGGUUUUGUGCUCAUCCUUGCUUUUUUGCACAAAACAGUUGUUAAGAUAUUUAUUGUAAUAGGUAUGGAACAUCACUUGAUUGACUUAUAUAUUUAUAUAUAUACGUUUGUAUAACUUAUUUCUUCUGGUAUCUAUCUUUGCUUUAGACUUAAGUUUUUUUAUUUUAAUUUAAAUUGUUAAAUUUCCAAUGUAAAAGUAGUGUAUAUGUAACAUUUUUUUUUUUUUUUUUGUCAAAAGUAAAUAUUUUUUUGUCCUCCAACUGUUUUGAAAACUUCUUCGCUGGUUAAUAAUGGACAGAAAUAUAAUAUAUAACUGUAUUGUGUAUUAAACAAUUACAAAUUACAAUUAUUACAAAACUUGACUUAUUUUAUUGAGUUUAUGUUAAAAUCAAUUGGAGGCCGAAAUAUUUAUUAUUAGUUAUAAUUUAUUACAUUUCUUCUUAUGUUAGUUACCAAAAAGCAUUUAAAUUUGAAUCAUAAUUUAGUACUUUUUUUAUUUGUUUGGAAAACCAUUAUAGCUGAUGUAUUAUUCAUACAACAGCAGCUUUUUAUGGAUCUUUAUUUCUGCCAUUUGUUGGGGAAAAAAUCACAGGGUAAAUUCAAAGCAGUAAAUUAAUGUACAGGUGAAUGUUUAUUCACUUAAGUCAAGUGUACUUAAAACAAAUUAAUGUAACUCACUAAAUGAGUAGUAUUUUAUAAUAUGCACGUAUGUUUUUUUUCUACGUGUCUUGUAUAAGAUCUCAUAAAAAAAAAAGAAAAGGAGCACUUUACUUUAUAUUAACCUUUAUCAUUCUGCCAUUAUUUAUUAUUAUUCUUUUUUUUAAAUGUAAUUACUUCAAUUGUAUAAUUUUUGUUUAGUUUGUCGUCUUUCUGUAAUUUAUAAUUGUACUAAAAAAAAUUAUUGGUACAUUGUUUUGUAUAUAUUUAUUUUAGUGUACAAUAAUUGUGAAUUAUUGUAUUCAUUUUACAUA
Molecule: messenger RNA, 6592 nt
Organism: Adelges cooleyi (spruce gall adelgid)
Lineage: Eukaryota; Metazoa; Arthropoda; Insecta; Hemiptera; Adelgidae
Product: BRD4-interacting chromatin-remodeling complex-associated protein-like
Exons: 18
Coding region: 505-4188 (1227 amino acids)
Biological process (GO): positive regulation of DNA-templated transcription
Cellular component (GO): SWI/SNF complex
Source: RefSeq, a predicted model, not a curated record